Molecule: messenger RNA, 1706 nt
Organism: Chara braunii
Lineage: Eukaryota; Viridiplantae; Streptophyta; Charophyceae; Charales; Characeae
Source: the annotation of a GenBank genome assembly
GGGCGCGUGCCAGGCAUGGCUGGACAACAUGUCCAUGCACAAUGUUGCAGUCUCCGAGCUGCAUACGAAGAUCAGUUGGGCUGAUCUCAAGGCAGCAUGGCAUAAGCGGUUCCAAGUGGAGCCGCUCGAGCUUCAGGCAGCCGAGAAACUUCAACGGUUCUAUCAGAACGACCUGCCAAGCACGAACUGGAUAACCGAGUACCAACGCUUGGCAUCCACGCCCAACUUGCCGUCGACAUUUGUCGCUAUCAAGCACUUCUUCAUUAGGAGUUGUCCGGCGUUGCAGAACACCUUGACACAAGUUGCGGAGACGCUCACCACAAGUGAGCAGCUUUUUGAUAAAGCCUCGCAGAUCAUCGUGACGAACAUCAAAGCCAAGAAUUUGGGCCAUUUGUCUGCUGCAGGCCAGGGCAGAAGUCAGCAUCGGCCGAAAGUGGCCGUGGUCACAGCAACUACCGCGACCGAUCCUUCAAACGAGGCUGCCUCUUCCGAAGUGGCCGUGGUCGCAGCAACUACCGCGAUCGAUCCUUCAAAUGAGGCUGCCUCUUCUAAUGAAGGAGACAGAUUGGCAGUUGCCUGGGAUGGUGGCCGCCCCGCGGACCAGCGAGUCAAGAGCCUUGGACACAUUACGGUAUCUCAGAAGGUGUGUACUGCAUCCGUACUAACCGAUCCUAUCCGAGGUCCCGUGCAUCCCCCUUGCGGCCCCCCUAAGACUUCCGGAGGACGGGCGUGGGUAAAGGAGGAGGAAGGAGGGUUGAUGGUGGCCGACUAUGGUGGACGGGUGUGGGUGAUGGAGGAAGAGGAAGGGUUGAAGGUGGUCGGCUAUGGUGGACGGGUGUGGGUGAUGGAGGAAAAGGAAGGGUUGAGGGUCGGCUAUGGUGGACGGGCGUGGGUGAAGGAGGAGGAAGAAGGGUUGGAGGUGGUUGGCUAUGGUGGACGGGUGUGGGUAAAGGAGGAGGAAGAAGGGUUGGAGGUGGUCGGCUAUGGUGGACGGGAGUGGGUGAUGGAGGAAGAAGAAGGGUUGGAGGUGGUUGGCUAUGGCGGACGGGCGUGGGUGAUGGAGGAGGAAGAAGGGUUGAAGGUGGUCAGCUUUGGUGGACGGGUGUGGGUGACGGAGGAGGAAGGAGGGUUGAAGGUGGUUGGCUAUGGUGGACGGGUGUGGGUGAUGGAGGAAGGAGGGUUGGAGUGGUCCGGCUAUGGUGGACGGGUGUGGGUGAUGGAGGGAGAAGAAGGGUUGGAAGUGGUUGGCUAUGGUGGACGGGUGUGGGUGAUGGAGGAAGAAGAAAGGUUGGAGGUGGUCGGCUAUGGUGGACGGGAAGAAGAAGGGUUGGAGGUGGUUGGCUGUGGUGGACGGGUGUGGGGGAUGGAGGAAGAAGAAGGGUUGGAGGUGGUCGGCUAUGGUGGACGGGUGUGGGUGAUGAAGGAAGAAGAAGGGGGAAGUGGUUGGCUAUGGUGGACGGGUGUGGGGGAUGGAGGAAGAACAAGGGUUGGGGGUGGUUGGCUAUGGURGAUGGGUGUUGGUGACGGAGGAGGGAGGAGGGUUGGGGGUGGUUGGCCAUGGUGGACGGGUGUGAGUGAUGGAGGAGGGAGAAGGGUUGGGGUGGUCCGGCUAUGGGGGAUGGACGUGAAAGAAGGCCCGUUGGACGUAUCCUAACUCCUAGCCCCGUGCCUCCGUUUUCUAUUUCGGGUGCCUGACUGCCCCAUAU